Colossoma macropomum (tambaqui) is the source of this 1436-nucleotide messenger RNA. RefSeq names its product small nuclear ribonucleoprotein 35 (U11/U12) (gene snrnp35). The record is from RefSeq and is a predicted model, not a curated record. Bases 201 to 983 code for a protein of 260 amino acids. The transcript has 2 exons. Gene Ontology annotation, cellular component: U12-type spliceosomal complex; precatalytic spliceosome. Gene Ontology annotation, molecular function: snRNA binding; mRNA binding. Lineage: Eukaryota; Metazoa; Chordata; Actinopteri; Characiformes; Serrasalmidae. Gene Ontology annotation, biological process: mRNA splicing, via spliceosome.
GUUUCUACACGGAACCAUUGAGGUGGUGCACGUUGACUAUCUGAAGUGUUUUGUUGUUUAUUUUUUUGGUUUAUUUCUAAGAUAAAAACGUUUACUGCAACGUAAUGUUUAUUUAACAGUUAAAGAGACGUGGUCGUUUUCGAGUCGAGAACUGGUUCAGUAUUAUAGUUCGUAUUUCUGCAGUCGCGCUGAUAAAGAAAAUGAAUGACUGGAGUCCUCUGGCGAAGGUCUAUGACCCCCUAAAGGCUGGCAGUAUUGACGGCACUGAUGUGGAGCCCCAUGACCGGGCGAUAUGGAGGGCAAUGAAUGCCCAGUACCGGCCAAACAAAGGCGUAACAGGUGACCCUCAGCUAACACUGUUUGUUGCACGACUGAACAAGCAGACUUCUGAAGAGGACCUCAGGAAUGUAUUCUCUAAAUUUGGAGAUAUCCGCAGACUGCAACUUAUCCGAGACAUUGUCACAGGUUUCUCUAAGGGAUAUGCCUUUAUUGAGUACAAGGAGGAACGGUCUCUGAUGAAGGCGUGGCGAGACGCUAACAAGAUGGUGGUAGACCAGCACGAACUCUUUGUGGACUUUGAGCUAGAGCGCACUCUGCAGGGCUGGAUCCCCCGGCGCCUCGGAGGGGGUCUUGGAGGGAAGAAAGAGUCUGGACAGCUGAGGUUCGGAGGCAGGGACAGACCAUUCAGGAGACCCAUCAACCUGACUGGGCCAGUGCCACAGGGAAGACCCGCUGAACGCAGGUGGGAUGGUGGCGGAGGGCGGGAGGACAGGCAAAGGGACAGAGACGUGUCCCCAGGCCAGGACCGAGACUACGGCCGACGCCGCGAGCGGAGAGAUGAAUGGGAUCGGGGAGCUAGAGAUCACCAUAAAGACAGGAGGGACUCCAGGCGAUACAGGGAUAGGAGUAAUGAGAGAGACUCAAACAGAGGAAAGGAGGAAAGAAGGUAUCGGGACUCGUACAGGGAUUCUGAAAGAAGAUAGCUUGACCAAUACAUGGGGGUUUUCCACAAAGCAGGAUUUCACACUAAAACUGGGUAACUUGAGCCCAAAGGUAAUAGCCCAACAUAAAUAUAAUUUACCUCCAUUUACGCAUCUGCCUAUUCAGCCCACAGCAGUUUAGCCCCACUCAUUCAUUCACAUUAAUGUUAUAAGGAGUGUUUCAGCCUGGACUGCUUUUUAAAUGAGCCACAAUACAGAUCAGUCAGUCAGAAGAGAUGUGUCUUAAAGGUGACAAAACCAGCCUGUUUAAUUUUGAGGAAUGAAAAGAGGUUAUAACAGGGUUAUAACCUUAAUUUUACUGUGCAAAAGUCACACCACCCUUCAUUUACUUAAUUUGCAGUCAAAAUGGCAAUUUAGCACAAGUUAAUAAUUUUUCAGCAUCAGGAAAAAAGCAGUAGAUGUAUUUAAUUAAAAAAUGUAAACAUCAACCGUGAU